AUGGCGACGAAUGCUUUUCUUUCCUACGAUGUCUUGAUUCUGGUCCUCGGGUGGUUUCGGGACGACUAUAGCUCGCUUUGUGCGGUCUCUCUCGUGAAUCAUACGUUCAGAGAGGCGUCUGCGACAUAUCUGUACCGAAAAGUGACAUACUCCCCAGAGUUCAGCCCCGUCCUCGACCUCAGAAAACGGGACGACCUUCGGGAAGGGCUCUUUGUCUCGGCCCUCCUACCUCACAAUGCACCACUUGUCCGGCGCUUUGAAGUCAGUGGGUACAUAUCGACGCGUCCGGCGCAAAUAAGCAGGCUAUCAAAGUAUAUGAAGACCGCUGUAGAGAGCUGGCCCAAUCUGAAUACUUUGGUAUUCGCACCGAAAAAACACCAUGACGCCUUGUUCACGGAGGUCCUGCCUCUGUUGCCACAUCUGAGUUGCCUGCGCAACUUCACAGUGAACGUGAGCUGCGCGGACGAGAAGCAUGUUCCCGCGCUCGUCCAGUUACGCAACCUCGAAAGUUUGACGAUCCAGUCCCCGACACGGGCCCUCCUGCAGUCCCUCCCGCAGUGGCUGGAGGAGCUACAAAGCACACUCCGCAAUUUCCGACUAACGCAAAGCUGCGGAUCGGUCACUCCGGGGGUCUUGCGCUCCUUCCUGCCUUAUCUCCAUAAUACACCCUCGUUCGCUCUCGGUCUCUCCUACUCGCUCACAGAUGACGACAUGUUCAAAUUCUGGGAGGACCUGCCUUGCCUACAGACUCUCGACUUCCGUUACUACCUGCAAAUGCGACCCUCGAUAAACCCCCGCCUCGCACAUCUGCGCCAUCUUACAGUCCGGUACUCCAGCGUCUCAACAACGGAUGAGACCAAUCGCCUCUGUCGAUGGGUUCGUCGCGUGAUCGCCAACGCCCCGCUGGAAACGCUACGUCUGAUCUGCGAAAACGAGACGGACGGUGUCGCAGUCAGCUUCCAUCCGCUCGUUGAGCACCUCUCCGCCAAGCAUGCCACCCGUCUCCGGAUACUGGAUAUGCCGGGAUGUUAUGUGCCCAAAGACGCACUAAGCAAGUUGUGCCGUACUUGCACUGCCCUAGAAGAAGUCGCGCUGAGUAUAUCGACAGACACGCUGAUCGAUUUUCCAUCAUUCGCGAGACCCUCGACACGCCUACACACAGUGACGUUCAACAUACGGAACCACUGGUGCCGCUGCGACAUCUCCCAGGACCUUGCGGAGACGCUGGUACGCAGCGCUCCGACCCUGCGGCGUGUCACCGUGGACGGGCAUCGGUAUGAGGUACGUCACCGCGUCGAUGUUGUCCUGUGCACGAUCUAA
Molecule: messenger RNA, 1320 nt
Organism: Trametes versicolor FP-101664 SS1
Lineage: Eukaryota; Fungi; Basidiomycota; Agaricomycetes; Polyporales; Polyporaceae
Exons: 6
Coding region: 1-1320 (439 amino acids)
Source: RefSeq, a predicted model, not a curated record